AUGAGGGACCACGGCGACCCACGGGGUGAUGGUCGCGUGCACGUGCUGUGCAUGGGGCCGUUGCGUGGAGCUCUCUGGGUAUUUGGAUUCGGCUGGGUGCUCAAGGGAAAGGAGUCGCGCCUGUCCAUCGAGCUCAUCAUGCGCCUGCACCAGGGUUUGGACCCGGCCUCGGACGUGGACAUCGACGAGAUCGAGUGUUUGCUGGCGAACCUGAUCUACAAGGGAAGCAUCCGCGGGUACAUCGCGCACGAGAAACGCAUUCUUGUCCUCUCCAAGGAUAAGCCCUUCCCCUCGCCGCAGAGCUGA
Messenger RNA from Nannochloropsis gaditana CCMP526, 306 nucleotides. RefSeq names its product pci domain-containing protein 2. Gene Ontology annotation, cellular component: transcription export complex 2. Gene Ontology annotation, biological process: transcription elongation by RNA polymerase II; post-transcriptional tethering of RNA polymerase II gene DNA at nuclear periphery; poly(A)+ mRNA export from nucleus. Gene Ontology annotation, molecular function: RNA binding; double-stranded DNA binding. The coding region runs from base 1 to 306 and encodes 101 amino acids. The record is from RefSeq and is a predicted model, not a curated record. The transcript has 2 exons.